ACACAGUCGCUGUCCUGUGGGCUGAGGAGCGACGGCAACUUCACUGCCAACAUGUCCGGCGACGAGCAAGAGCAGACCAUAGCUGAGGACCUGGUGGUCACCAAGUACAAGAUGGGGGGUGACAUCGCCAACCAGGCUGUGCGUCUGGUCGUGGGAGCAGCCACGCCCGGGGUGUCUGUUCUCAGCCUCUGUGAGAAGGGGGACGCGUACAUCAUGGCUGAGACCGGAAAGGUCUUCAAGAAGGAGAAGGAUAUGAAGAAAGGCAUUGCCUUUCCCACCAGCGUCUCAGUCAAUAACUGUGUUUGCCACUUCUCUCCCCUGAAGAGUGACUCUGAAUACACACUUAACGAUGGGGAUCUGGUCAAAAUAGAUCUGGGGGUUCAUGUCGAUGGCUUCAUUGCCAACGUAGCUCACAGCUUUGUUGUGGGAGCCAGUAAGGAGAACCCCAUCACAGGACGUAAAGCCGACGUAGUCAAAGCGGCUCAUCUCUGUGCAGAAGCAGCUCUGCGCCUUGUUAAACCUGGUAACAAGAACACUCAAGUGACAGAAGCCUGGAAUAAGAUUGCUCAGUCGUUCAAAUGCUCACCUAUUGAGGGUAUGCUGUCUCAUCAGCUGAAACAACAUGUCAUUGAUGGAGAGAAGACCAUAAUCCAAAAUCCUUCAGACCAGCAAAGGAAAGACCACGAGAAGGCGGAGUUUGAGGUACAUGAAGUUUUUGCUGUUGACGUUUUGAUCAGCACUGGAGAAGGGAAGGCCAGAGAUGGAGGUCUGAGGACCACCAUUUACAAGAGGGACCCCAGUAAGCAGUACGGCUUGAAGAUGAAAACCUCCCGAACGUUUUUCAGUGAAGUGGAACGACGCUUUGAUGCCAUGCCUUUCACUCUUCGGGCAUUUGAGGACGAGGCUAAAGCCCGUCUGGGUGUGAUGGAGUGUGUCAAACAUGAGUUGUUACAGCCCUUCAGUGUACUGCACGAGAAAGAAGGAGAGAUUGUAGCUCAGUUUAAAUUCACAGUGCUGCUCAUGGCCAACGGGCCUCACAGAAUCACCGACGGACCCUUCGAUCCAGAGUUAUACAAGUCAGAGCAUGAAGUUCAGGAUUCAGAGCUGAGGACUUUACUACAGAGCUCUGCAAGCCGUAGAACACAGAAGAAAAAGAAAAAGAAGGCUUCAAAGACAGCAGAAAAUGCAACUGGUCCACCAGCUGACACCGAAGCAGCAGGAUGAAUCGUACUAAUUAAACACUGCCUUUCCACACAUGCAACACCACACGGAGAAGCAAGAGAAGACACAACAAACUGCUCCACACUGUCUGUCAGUCAUUCCCCCUAGUGUUAAUAACACAAAUUAAACUGAGGAAUUCAUGAAAUAUGUUGGGUGACAAGUUAAACCCUUAGCUGCAUUGAAGAAAAACAUGAUGCAUUCUCACCUAAUUUAAACAGGAAUUAAAGACUAUUUGCAAAUAAUAUAAAAUGGACAUGUUGCCAAAUGGUAAAUGUGUAAAUUGAGCCAGGUUUUUGUAAAUUUAAAAAUGUUUGGUUCUCUUCAUGAUUGUACUAUUUGCAGAAGAAAUAUAGUAUUCAGUAAAACCGAGGCUUCCCCUGUGUUUUAAUGGGAGUUUGUGUUAGGGUUAACCCAACCCUAACCAUAACCAAACUGGGUAAAAGGUUAGUAAAUAGAUAAUGGUGUAUUUUUUAUCUCAUUGUCAAGACAUCAGUGUGCCUGAGUUCAGGAGGGACUCACUGUUUCUUCAAUGUGAAAUUUCAACUGAAAUACUGCAUGUGCUUUUCCUUUGGCAACAGUUAUUUGUAUGUCUAUGUGUUCAAACAAUGACUUUAAAUCAUCCUUAAUUUUCUCAUGUUUUAUGGGAGGUUAAAAGAUUCACAUCAUUUGUGUGUGAAUCAGUAAGAAUGAUAUUACAUUGUUAAAGACCCAAAGACCAUGCAGUAAAGGGUUGAAUUGGGAAUUUGUCCCGAUGAUGAACAACGGCAACUCCAUAAAUGUAACUCAACACACAAUUGUAAUGAUUUUUGACUCACAGGAAAAAUUUGCUGCGUUUACUGCCAUUUCCCUUUAACUUUAUGAAAAGGUAGAAACCUUCAAGUUCCAGUUUUGAGAGACUUUCUAUUUGUGAUACCCGUUUCUUGCUUUAUGACAUCAUUCAUGUUGUGACACCUGAGAGCAGAAGCUGAUUUGUCAACAGUUCAACGUGUCAAGAAAAGUGAAAUUCUGCUUUGUUUGGUCAGUGAUUGAUGGAACUUUACAUGUAAUGAAAUAAAAACAUUUUCAUACG
This is a messenger RNA of Pleuronectes platessa (European plaice), 2290 nucleotides long. RefSeq names its product proliferation-associated 2G4, a (gene pa2g4a). The transcript is spliced from 13 exons. The record is from RefSeq and is a predicted model, not a curated record. The coding region runs from base 52 to 1224 and encodes 390 amino acids. Lineage: Eukaryota; Metazoa; Chordata; Actinopteri; Pleuronectiformes; Pleuronectidae.